CACCUGCCCCGGGCACCCUCGCCCGGGCCACCACGCCCAGCAGUGCUUCCUCCGCUUCCCUCAGGCUGAGACGUAGCUCCGGGCCCGGGGAGGUCCGGGAGGGAGUCGGUCGGACUCGGGGCUCUCCAAGCGCGCACUGAGCGACCGCCGUGCGGGGCCGGCCCCGGGAGGCCUUCGGGGUUGCUGCGGUCUUUAGGAAGACCAAGCAGAGAGCGCCGGCACACGUUCUCGCUCGAUGCCCUUGCCCUUGGCCCCUCGGCGGGAUGGAGCUCGGCGAGUCCGACCGGCAGGCGCGGCGGGGCUGGGGACUGUCGCCGCUUCCUCACUCUGCUCCUUGCUUCGCAGUGAAACCUCUUGUUUUCUUUGGAUCGGAAGCGACAGCGAGGGAGGGAGAGAGGGCUUUCAGCUCCAGCAGAGGAAAGAGGCCGCUUGGGGCAAACCGCACGGGGCUGCUGUCCAGAGAGAGGCCGAGUUUAGAUUUCCUUGACCCUUCUUGACAGUGAAUGUGGUCAGUCUGCCGCCAAGCUUCUCUCUUCACCAGCUUAGAGGCGGCAGCCGAGAACCACUAGUCAUAUGCUGAGUUAGGAGUUAUUAGCCUAGAGUCCAAGAGCGCCCCGAAAAUGACUGCAGGUUUUAGUUCCUUCAGACUGGCUCAGAAAUGGUUAAUAGAACCACUACAGUCUAAGCCCUACACUUUAGAUGCGCUUGUCUUCUGCCCCCAUUCUUGGAAUCGCCGACUCAAAUGCACCUGUCUUCUUUUUCCUUUUUCUUUGCAGCAAAGAAGUGUGAGAUACAAACCCUUGUUUCUGAGUUUAGUGGCUAUUGGAGAGACUAAAACAUAUGCAAGCUAAACUGUCCAGCAAAUUUCAGAGACACAUGUAAACAAAUGUGCAGUUUGGAGCAUGUGAACGUACUCUGAGCCUUGAUGAGUUCCAGUAUGUGGUAUAUUAUGCAGAGCAUUCAGAGCAAAUACUCUCUGUCAGAGCGCUUAAUCCGAACAAUCGCUGCCAUUCGUUCCUUCCCGCAUGACAACGUAGAGGAUCUCAUCAGAGGGGGAGCGGAUGUGAACUGCACCCAUGGCACACUGAAACCCCUGCACUGUGCCUGCAUGGUGUCGGAUGCUGAUUGUGUGGAGUUACUCCUGGAAAAAGGGGCUGAGGUGAAUGCCCUGGAUGGUUACAACCGAACAGCCCUCCACUAUGCAGCUGAGAAAGAUGAGGCUUGUGUAGAAGUCCUAUUGGAGUAUGGUGCAAACCCCAAUGCCCUGGAUGGCAACCGAGACACCCCACUGCACUGGGCAGCCUUUAAGAACAAUGCUGAGUGUGUUCGGGCCCUCCUAGAGAGUGGGGCUUCUGUCAAUGCCCUGGAUUACAACAAUGACACCCCGCUCAGCUGGGCUGCCAUGAAAGGCAAUCUGGAGAGCAUCAGCAUCCUUCUUGAUUAUGGGGCAGAGGUCAGAGUCAUCAACCUAAAAGGUCAGACACCCAUCUCCCGCCUGGUGGCUCUGCUGGUCAGGGGACUUGGGACCGAGAAAGAGGACUCUUGCUUUGAGCUCCUCCACAGAGCUGUUGGACACUUUGAAUUAAGGAAAAAUGGCACCAUGCCACGAGAAGUGGCCAGAGACCAGCAGCUAUGUGAAAAGCUGACUGUUCUAUGCUCAGCCCCAGGAACUCUAAAAACACUCUCUCGCUAUGCUGUGCGCCGUAGCCUGGGACUCCAGUAUCUGCCAGAUGCCGUGAAGGGCCUUCCACUACCAGCUUCUCUGAAGGGAUACCUGUUACUUGUGGAAUAGCCUGGAGGAGACACUUGCACCUUCAGGUAGGAGGCUCUGGGUGAGCUUUCUGCCUGCAGUGCCAUCUCUGCCUCGGAGAACAGAAGCAGUUGUCCCUGUUGUGGUUUAUGUUUUGAGGCAACAUGUCACACAGUAACCUCUACGGCACCCUCCCUCCCCAAACCAAACCACCAAACAAAAACAAAUCACUCACUUUUGUUUUCUGUUUAUUGCUUAAUUGGCUUUCAUUACUGUACCCUGCAAAAGAAGAGCCCCUCCCUGCCCUUUAGAGAAAAGGUCCAUAGUGCAACUACAUUUCUCUAGGAAGAUGAAGAGUAUUAAAGGAUGUUUGUUUGGUU
Manis javanica (Malayan pangolin) is the source of this 2130-nucleotide messenger RNA. It is a transcript of the gene ASB8, whose product is annotated as ankyrin repeat and SOCS box containing 8. The record is from RefSeq and is a predicted model, not a curated record. Gene Ontology annotation, molecular function: protein binding. Gene Ontology annotation, biological process: intracellular signal transduction. Lineage: Eukaryota; Metazoa; Chordata; Mammalia; Pholidota; Manidae.